AUGGAGGGCGAGCUGCCGCCGCUCGCGCGACCGUUGCUGACGAAUCGGGACGAGACGACGGUAGGCUUCGCGGAUGACUGGACGCCAUCGCACGUCAAGGUGGCGCUGAAUCUCACCCUCAACGCCGAGUUCGUUCCCGCCUCGGCGAACGUACGGGAUCUCAGCUCGCUGCCCGGGGCGCCCAGUGGAUGCCGAGCGGCCGUGGCGCGCGUCGUCGCGCUCGACGGCCUGAUUGACAAAACGGCGCUGGGCUGGAUCAGAGAGCACUUAGGCGUGGAUAUCGAGGACGAACGUCGUCACGGCGGUGCCAAGCCGAGGGAAUCCCUGUGGGAGCGCAAAACCGCCGACGACGACCUCGCGGAGCCAACCUACGGUCUGAGGAAAGAGUCGAUGGAUCGGCUGGUCCGGACGAUGAUGCAUCGCGAAGGCGUCGAGCCGACGACGCGCUUGGACGAGUUUCACGCGCGGCUGCAAGCUCUGUACCCCGACUGGAUCGUGUGCCACAUGCCCGCCGACGCGCUCAGGGCGGACGAAGAGGCGUCUGAGAAACCCGACGAUUCACUCGACGCCUCCGCCGGGGGGAGUGCGGGGUUUCGAUGCGACGCGUUCGUGGCCAACGCGGCGGUCCACGGCGACGAGUACAGGUGGCACGUGGACGCCGACCCGAGCUCGUUUCCGGACUCGUGCGCGUGGACGCGGACGUACGGCGACUACGUCAACGGCGAACCCGGCAAGCCCCUCUUCGUCAGCGCCGUCGUGUACGCCAACUCGGUUUGGGACGAGGACGCCUGGGGCGGGGAGACGCACUUCAUGGACGUCGGCUCGGGGGUGGGCGCGUUAGUUUGUCCGCGGCCGGGGCGGGUGGUGUUGAUGGACCAGGACGUGACGCACAGGGUCUCGCCCCCGACGCGCGCCGCGAACGGUAGAGCCCGGUAUUCCCUCGUGUACAAACUCGUGUUCUUCCCUCGCGCUAAGGGGGGAGCCGCCGGGCCGGACGCUUCGUUGUGGGAGCGGGGCAUCGCGAGGGCCGAGUGGGGGCCGCCGUCGCCGAUCGGGUCCGCGGCGAAGCUCGCGGCGAUCGUCAACGCCGCGGCGCGCGCGCGACGUACUGAAACCGGAGCGGUCAAGCGCGACAGGGAGGAGGAGUAG
Molecule: messenger RNA, 1149 nt
Organism: Micromonas commoda
Lineage: Eukaryota; Viridiplantae; Chlorophyta; Mamiellophyceae; Mamiellales; Mamiellaceae
Exons: 1
Coding region: 1-1149 (382 amino acids)
Source: RefSeq, a predicted model, not a curated record